Molecule: messenger RNA, 1881 nt
Organism: Diachasma alloeum
Lineage: Eukaryota; Metazoa; Arthropoda; Insecta; Hymenoptera; Braconidae
Exons: 14
Coding region: 1-1881 (626 amino acids)
Biological process (GO): proteasome-mediated ubiquitin-dependent protein catabolic process
Molecular function (GO): ubiquitin binding
Source: RefSeq, a predicted model, not a curated record
AUGAGCGCGAUCAGCCAGCAGAAGCACCUGCAAAAUUAUUCAGUGAAAACAUCGAGUCCGAACGUCAAGUUUAACCCAAAAAACUUCAAGACACAGUUUUAUUCGGAGUACAAAAGAUAUUGCGGGCUUGACCAAUUUAUUUCUCCAAAAAUUCCCGUCAUGGAUAUCGUCAAUAAAAAAUUGCAGAGUAUAUCGAAAGGAAGUUGCAGAGUUGAAGAAGAGAGUGAACUCAUAGGAAUGCUGUCUAAACAACUGUAUCUCGCUGGCAAUCAAAUGCAGAGAAUGCAGACAGUGCUGAAAAAAGCUGAGGAGAGAUUGAAAUCAAAGGAGCAGGAGAUUGAACGAUUAAAAAGAAAAGUGAGAGAGUGGGAGGUGAAAACCCGAAAUCAGGAGUCACAUUACAAGCGAGAAAUGCAAAAACGUCAGUCACAGAUUGACAACGCCGAGCAAAUCCAAAAACGUUGCAUGAGAUUCGAAGCGAGAGUCGGUGAAAUGGAGAAAUUCCUGGCGGAUUAUGGGCUAAUCUGGGUGGGGGAUAAUCUAUCGAAAUCCGGCUCGAAGACCCUCCAACAAGCCUCCAAUGAUUUCAUAACGAGCAAUUAUGCCCUGUUGAUGGGGAAUAUUAAGGAGCUGAAUUUAUCGGUCGGGAAGGAUGAGGUGCAGGUGCAUCAUAACCACGGUUUAGCUUCAUUCAAAUCGCCAUCCUGCAUGACUCUGAAAUUCUACAAAAACGGAAUUAUCGUACAGAAAGGUCGCUUGCGUCCAUACACCGAUCCCCAGACGCGAUCAUUUAUCCAAGAUAUCCUAGACGGUUAUUUUCCAAGCGAGCUCCAGCGUGAUUACCCCAAUGGCGUGCCAUUCAAGGUAGAGGAUCACAAGACGGAAAUGUAUCUCGGUGAAGGUGCUGUUUACCCAGGUCAUGGCUAUCAGCUCGGUAAAGUAUCCCAAAUUCGUUCAUCGGGUUCGUGCAAAGUUAAGGAUCAUGAUUAUUCACCCAAGAGAGUGCAAACACCGAAGCAGAGGAUUAACUCUAGCUCUAGUAUUCCGAGAAUGUCUUUCAGCGCUAGGCCCAGUAAUGUGGAGUCAACGAUUAGAGCUCCUAAAAUCCCCUCGAGUGCUAGAUUGGGAGAAUCUGAUUUAUCCGACCUGCGCUCUCAAAUUUUGGCAUCGCACAAUCACAAUUGCUCGGACAGUCAUCUCCAGUCCCACAUAAAUGCUGAACUUGCGCUGACAAGUAGAUCUGACAAAAAAGCUUCGUUGGUCCCUAACAAUAACGAGUGUCACCUACACGUUCGCGAACAGUCGAAGUAUUUGCAUCAAGUACCCGAUGCCGCGAAGAACCUUAGAUUCAGCAGCUAUCGUUCGGCCUUCAACACCUCGUUCAGCGUUAGAAGUGAUUUUAGAACUCGCGCGAGAUCUGCAAGUGUCACAGGCAGCAGAUGCCAGACAAGACCUGCCUCCAGGGCGGGCAAUCGUGACCAGGCCAAUGUGGUGAAUAAAAACGUUGAAUAUAAACCCGCGGGGAAGGGCGGAAUUAACAAAGUUCGAGGGUCGAAAUCUGCGACUAUUGAAAAACCCAAAAAUGGGCUUCCGAUUGUUCGCGAAAUAAAUUCACCAACAGGAGAAAUUGAUGAGCUCCAACUGAAAGUGAGAUCGUUGAAUGGUGGUACAGUUUAUCUGGUGCACGUAUCAGCGGACGAUAGUGUCUCUCGGCUUUACCAGCUGUUGGAUAAAGUGGUGCUGAACUCGAGGAGGCGAUUAAAGACGAGUUACAAGAUUGUUGUCAGUGGAUAUGCUCCCAGGAGGCUCGAUCAUCCGGGAGUCUCUCUCAGGGAUUACGGAAUUUACCGGAACUGUGUUCUUCAUCUCGUUAAUGAUUAA